GCGAAGAUAUUCCGGGAGUCAACAGGUGCGGUAAAGGAGCCAGGGAGCCUCCGGAGUGAGAGCCCCUUCUUCCUCUUUCCUCGUCGCUUUCGUCACUCUCGUCUGAAGAAGCCGGAGCAGAGACUCCCGCGAUUCGCGCGACGUUUCCCAAUUCGCGACGACAACCGGUGACAGUCGCAUAUCAUGCAGUCCUGAAGAAAGUAUCUUCGUUUUCCCCCCCCGCGGACACAUCUCGUGCACAUCUUUCUCCGCUCGCCGCCUUGUACUUUUUAUUUAUCACAGAAAAUAAUUGCUAGGAAAUCCAGGAAAAAUGGCGAUAAUAAGGAGAUGCCAGAUUACCUUUCUUCUAUUUUUCGUGGCUUUAAUACUUGGCACAUACUGUGGCGAGUUACCUAAACCAGGCUACACCAGAACGAUGCUGAAGGUCUCUCGAAGUCUUCCGGGUGAGACGGAAGAGCUGAAAGUGCGAACGAGCGAAGGCAACGUGGCCACUUUAAUCGUCAAACGACGAGACAAAUCAUCGUUCACCAAUGAUUCGAAGGUGACACCAAAACCUGCUCGAGAAGACUCGAACUUUACUGUGGAAAAUAAAAGAAAUUUUUCGAUAAACGGGCAGAACGAAUCGACGCUCAAUGAAGAGAGGAGCGAAGCUAAAAAGAAGGAUGAAGUUCGAAGACUCGAGGAAGCUCAAGUAGAACAGAUCAGGGCGACGUUCUCCAGAUCUUCGGAAAGUGAAAAGCCGAACGCUCGAACCGAUAAGAGACCGACAUCUGAGAGAAGUCAGCCUAUUAGCUUAAUGGAUUACGGGAAAUGGACGCCAUUGAACGCGGACGGAAGGGCUUUGGAGCAGAAGGAGCCGGAGGAAGAGGAGGAGUAUCGAAAUUGGAAACCGUUGCAGACGAACGUGGAGACUGCCAUCGAGAGAAGAACAAACUACGACAGGUUAGGCGAAGCUGCAUUCGGCAGCAAUAUCCUGUUUGCCAGGAACUUCCAGGAUCGAGUUCAGAAGAGCUUCGAACUUAACGAUCAAAGUGCCGCGAACGAGGGCGCGCUUCAUUACAUGUAUAUACCUCAUAUAGUGUCCACGAGAACGAAUAUUGGUGCCAAUCUGUUGAAAAAUCGAGACAGCAAAGCCGUGCCUCCGGAGGUGGUCGUUCGAUCGGAGAUCAAUGUGAAGACCGCGCCGAAGAGAACGCCCAUGUCAUUGGACAUCGAUGGUAUACCGGUAAUUCAUGGUACGAGAAUGCCCGACGAGCCUAUCGACAAAGUGCAAACCUGGCGAAACGCUCGGGUUAUCAAUAACAAACUGAUAACUCCCGAAGGCAGUUCGACGGUUACCGCGGAGCCUCCUCCUGUCGAGCCUUUUGAUGAGAACGCGGAGAAGAGGCACAAAUUUGAAAAGUUCUUUAAAGAUGUUAAUCGAAGGUACGGUCGCAACUACGACGAGGAAGCCCGCAACGUGUACUUCGAGUGGGAUCCGAGGAAUUACAAAAACGAAGCCUUGAAAGCCGAGGUCUACGAGCCACACAAUGACCACUAUCGCGCGAGUGUCCACAAGCGGAUGCUGCAUCCGGACGGCAUCGCGAGCUACCCGAUUUCUCAACGUUACACCACCGAGAGUCAGACCAUCGCGCCGGUAGUGCUGAAGGCUGGCGCCCGCGCGCCCGUUCUCCAGUACGCCCAUCCGGAGCUGGGCGUGCAACCGGCCAAGAUCCUGAAGAACGAGAAACGCCGACCGGACAAUUUCCCGGAAAGCCAGCAUUCGUUUACCGAGCAACGUCACAAGAAGAAGUACGUGUUGAACAACAAGAACAUGGACAGCUACACGACGAAGAACUACUAUCCGAAUCAGCACUUCUACGGCUUGAAACGACCGUACGAUCCGCCGUUCUGGGUGAAGAUCUCGGAAAAUCUGAAGAAUCAGUUUUCCACCGGGGUCGAGAGGGUCUCGCAGUUCACCAGGCCGGUGAUCGACCCUCUGGUGGAGGCCACUCACAAGAUCUCGCAGAAUCUCGGUCUGUCUAAGGGCCCAACCAAGGAGGCUCAGAACAAGAUCGACACGGUGGCAACAGGCACGAGUAUCCUGAUACCGGCUCUGGGUCUCGUCGCAUCUGGUGCCGCGCUCGGCAUAGGCGCCGUGGCGGUUGGCCGGUAUCUCGACGUCGACGUACUGAAACGAUCGAACGCGGACGACGACGAUCUGGAGCACAAGCGUGCCCUGGAAGCCGGAACGUACUUGAGCACGCUCGAGGACGGGAGUCUAAGGUCGAACGAAGCGACGCCGCAGACCCUGUACGUGCUGCAGAACCUUCCUCAGAACGGUAAAGUGAGAAACGAGGAUAUGGACUCGGCGGAGAGCGACGGGGUCUUCCUGGUUUUGGAGGAGGACAAGCGGAACGCCGAGAGGAUUGAGAAUCGAGAAAGUAAACAGGUGGUGGACGAAGCUGAUUAUGUGGAAACCAACGGACGUAAAAAGAGAAGUCUCGAUUAUCUAGACAUCUUCAAGACGGACAGCGACAUGAAGAAUCUGGUACGCAGCAAGCGCUUUCAGAGGAAAGGAGCCGAUUCCAUCAGCGAGAUCGUGGAAAUCGAUCUGCCCGCUGGCUUAGAUCGCGUCGAUAUCACCGAAUUCCUGAUCCCGAAGAAGAAUAAGGAGAAGCACUUGAGUGAAAAUUCGGUUUUAAUUGUCAAAGACAGCUUGAAGAUUCCAUCAGAAAAUUUUCGAGUGUUGGAUCAAAACGCAUUGAAGAACGCCGCGAAGAUGAUCGGUGACAGUUCACGGGAUGCAACUUUGAUAAAUGAAGGUAAUGGACAGCAGGGAAGAAAUCAGAGACUCGGUGCUUUUUUCGUGUUGGACAGAUCGCAAGUUUUCGGAAGUAAUCUCGAGAAGGAAACGACGAACAGGAGACGAAAGCGAAGCGUCGAAAGUGACCAGGAGCUCCUGGACGCGUUGCAGAAUCUGGAGAACGCUGAAGUGGCGGAAGUUGCUCACAUACGGGGCGAUUGGACGAACACGCCCUGCGCGAAGAGGAUAUUUUGCGACACGAUGAUCCAAAGAGGUGCCGAUGCUUCGCUGCUUAUGGAGAAAAAGAUGGCGGGGUUAUUAAGAUUAAUCCAACCUGGAGCGGCCGUACAGGUGUCCAGUCACUUCGAGGAGGUCAUGGACGCUGUCAGGAGACACGAUUGUUCUAGCUUCCUGUGCCCACAGGCGAGACCCGGCAACGUCUUCUUUUAGAUACGCCUGUAGUCCUCAAACUGCAUCAUCAACUCUUCUCCUACAAGUUGGCGCUUUUAACUCUAGUUAAGUUCUGCAAAAAAAAUAUUUUGUUUCUCUUAGUGUUUCGUUGCGUUUGCGUCUUAAAAACUCAGCUGCGUUUCCCUCUUCUUUUCUCGGACGCAGCUUAGAAAUUACUCUUCUAUCUCGACGUUUCAGGGGACAAUUAUUUCGAUUAGCAACGGGAAAUAUUUUCGCAUUAAAAACAUCACUUACAGAAAAUCUUGUAUAUAUAAUUGUUAACAAUACGCAAACUUUUUAGCUGCGUUCAAUAACGUAGUAACAAAAAAAUAAGCACGGAACGUUUUCUUAUGUAAAAUUAAUUUAAACGUUGCUCAAAUAUGUCGAUGUAUAGAAAUGUCAACAAUACGGAAAGAGUUAAAUGUUCUAUCAAGGCUUGCCGGAUAUAUUAAUUCGCGGUAUAUAUGGUAUAUGAGGUACUUUUUGAUUAAUGGAAAUUUUUCCUAUUCGCGAUUGUGAUCAGUUGCAUCUAAAAUAUUUUAACAUGAUCAAGAGAAAUAAUUUGCAAUGGUCUUGCAAUUAAAAACGUUUUCGUCAAAUACGUUUGAAUCAGCGCCGAACCAAAACUGUACAUACUUGCCAUCGAGGCGAUUUUAUUUAAUAUGCACUCAUAUUUGUAACUUAAGAUAAUUAAGUGUAUAGAAUUUAAGAAAGAGGAGUAAGCUCGGCGGUAAAUGAAUUGCAUCUUCUGCAAUUUCCAAGAAUGUUCACCAUAUAUUGUGGUAUUGUACCUAAUCGUCCUUUCGGUGAACAUUUUCGCCCGUCGUCGCUUCGUCUCGUCUUAUUUCUGAUCCCCGCGUUUCGUCCGAAUAUAAAUUAUGUCGCGCGUGAAGUAUAAUUUUUAUUUCGAUACGCUGAGAGAUCAGAAACGAUCAGAAAAAUGAUCGAAAUGUUAUUCGAAUGCUAUAUCGAAUAUUACUAAUUCAAAGAGAGAGAGAGAAACGUUCGCCAGAACCGUUACGAGAAUAUAUUUAUUUCUGUCCCUACACGCGUAUGACAUCGUGUAUGUAUAAGUCAACGAAUAAAUAAUAUUUUCUACGACACACGUGCGGUAUACAUA
Wasmannia auropunctata (little fire ant) is the source of this 4355-nucleotide messenger RNA. RefSeq lists its product as uncharacterized. Bases 311 to 3235 code for a protein of 974 amino acids. The record is from RefSeq and is a predicted model, not a curated record. Lineage: Eukaryota; Metazoa; Arthropoda; Insecta; Hymenoptera; Formicidae. The transcript has 4 exons.